AUGUACGAGAGUAGUACUUCUGACCAGUUGCUUGCGUACGGUUCGCGGCAGGCGGCGGGCGAGAGCCAGACAAUGCCGUCACUGCCAGGCAUAAGCCGUGUGACAUUGGAGUACAGCUCACCCCACACCGCUGCCUUGUUUGCCUCCGCCUCGGGGUUCUGCGACAUGCCAGAGCAGUCGCCAACGGCGUCGGGCCCACAGGGGCCAUCGCCACAUGUAACAUCGAUGCACAGACCAGUGGCACCACGUCACAUGGUACUGGCGGACGGCUCCGCUCCUGAUGUGGACCGAGGCACCGGGGUGGCAUCAGCGGGGCAGCAGCAGCAGCACCAGCCCACAGGUGAGGCAUGCACACCGUUGCCUGGGGAUGAUGAUCCGCUGCUUGAAGAACACUCAGCCCACGCAUUGCUCGCUCAGUCUAACGAUCUCACGCCGCCCGAGACACCAGAGGUACCUGCCCUGAUUGAGGAGUGCGUGCACAAGACGCCGUCGCCUGUGGCUGGCGAGCCGCUGGAUGAUCUGCAGAACGAUGAUCACGAGGAGCUUUAG
This is a messenger RNA of Trypanosoma grayi, 549 nucleotides long. RefSeq lists its product as hypothetical. NCBI's taxonomy places the organism in Eukaryota, Euglenozoa, Kinetoplastea, Trypanosomatida, Trypanosomatidae. Bases 1 to 549 code for a protein of 182 amino acids. The transcript has a single exon. The record is from RefSeq and is a predicted model, not a curated record.